AUGGCAGACGAUCGUGAAUCAUUCUCAGUUCCCUUCGAAAAAUUGAAUGGACAAAAUUGGGCCGAAUGGAGCCGGAAGCUAAAGGCCUGGCUGGUAGCCAAGGGGUUGUGGGAGGCGACCCAGGGGCCCCCUCUACCACCACCUGCAGCAGGAGCAGCGGCGGCAGACAUAGCGGCUGCUCACGCGUCGCAGAGGAAAAACCAGAAAGCCCUGGGAGCUAUAGUGCUCAGUUUGGAGGGUUCCCAACUUCCUCUGGUUGAAGGGCUUGAAACUGCUCAGGAGGCCUACCAAGCCCUUGAGAGGGUGCACCACAGAACCACGGCUGGUGCAAAGAUCCAUACCACCAGACACUUGUUUGAGAUGAAGCUGCGUCCCGGUGGGAACAUCAGACAGCAUGUUACUGAGAUGCUUUCUGUUUUCAAUGAGUUGCGGCUGUUGCAAGUCAACUUCUCAGAGGAGCUGAAGGUUUAUAUUUUGCUCAGCUCUCUGGACAAAAGCUAUGACAAUUUGUGUCUGUCUAUGGAAUCCAUGAGUCCACAGGAUUUGACUCUCUUGUACGUGACAGGACGUCUUUCGGACGAACAGGAGAGGCGUGUCCGAGAAGGCAGGUCUGGCGGAGGUAGCUCCACCGGUUGCAGAGGUGGGGGGGGCAAGCCAGAUGAGAGCUGUGUUCAGGCUUUUUCCACUCGUCGAUGUUAUGUCUGUGGAUCUAACGGCCACCUUAAACGGGCCUGUCCGCAGAGGAACAGAGAGGCCGGGCAGGAUGUCUCCAAGGUCGUUUCCCAUGGGAACCAGUCUCGGAGAGGAGGCCAGCGUGGGAACGCGAAGGAAGGACGUGACUCAGAGAAAGGAGACUGUUAUCAUCUCACGGCUUCUCUGGCAACUUUGAAAAACAAUACCAGCAGGGACACAGCUGUGAACUGUGUGACUUUCUCCAGGUCUCAGAAGCUUCGCCAGGGUGGGUCUCUCUCGCGACUCCUUUCCGCAACGCUGGAGGCCCUCAACAGCACAGCCAGCUUACUGGGCCAAUUCUCCUUCAUCCUGGUGGGCAUCCCUGGUCUGGAAGCCUUCCACACCUGGAUUGGGACCCCCCUCUUCCUCAUGUACGUCCUGACUGUGCUGGGGAACGUCACCAUCCUCUUCAUCAUCAAGACGGAGCCCAGUCUCCACCAGCCCAUGUACCUCUUCCUCUCCAUGCUGGCCGCCAACGACCUGGUCAUCAGCACCUCCACCUUGCCCAAGAUGCUGGCCAUCAUGUGGUCGGGCGCUAGGGAGAUUGGCUUCCAUGCCUGCCUGACGCAGAUGUACUUCAUCCACACCUUCUCCAUCGUGGAGUCCGCCAUCUUGCUGGCCAUGGCCUUUGACCGCUAUGUCGCCAUCUGCCACCCUCUCCACUAUGCGGCCAUCCUUAGCAACACAGCAGUGGCCAGGAUGGGGCUGGCGGCGGCUGCCCGGGGCGUGAUCCUGGUCCUGCCCUGCCCCCUCCUCCUCCUCAAGAGGCUGCCUGGUGGCUUCCGAACAGUCAUCCAGCACACCUACUGUGAGCACAUGGCGGUGGUCAAGCAGGCCUGCAGUGACACGACUGUCAACCGGGUGUAUGGCAUCUGUGUGGCCCUCUCAGUGGUGGUGCUGGACCUGGGGCUCAUUGCUGCCUCCUACACCAUGAUCCUCCGGGCCGUCUUCCGGCUCUCAUCAUGGGACGCUCGCGCCAAGGCCCUGGGCACCUGCGCGGCCCACAGCUGCACCAUCUUGGUCUCCUAUGUGCCCGCCCUCUUCACCUUCCUGACCCACCGGAUUGGGCACCACGUGCCUCCGUACAUCCACAUCCUGCUGGCCUGCCUCUACCUCCUCCUGCCGCCCAUGGUGAACCCCCUCGUCUACGGGGUGAAGACCCAGCAGAUCCGCCAGAGGGUGCUUGGCCUUUUUGGCCAAGGGAGAAAGGGGCCUGCAAACCACUAGACACCUCCUUGCCCUCCUGGGUGCCAAGCCGGGCCCUGCCAGGCACGGUGCCUCUCCCACAACACUGACAUUUGGGCAGAAAGCACGAGAGGGGGCCACAAAUGUUUGCUUUCAUUUUAUUUAUCUCAUGUCUC
Molecule: messenger RNA, 2093 nt
Organism: Podarcis muralis (Common wall lizard)
Lineage: Eukaryota; Metazoa; Chordata; Lepidosauria; Squamata; Lacertidae
Source: RefSeq, a predicted model, not a curated record